GGGGCGGGAGGGCAUGAUGGAGGGAGGCGUGGGAGCAGUGUGUGAGGCGGCGGCAGCAGAGGCGGCGAGGUGAGCGGGCGGCAAGCGGAAGCUUCACCACAAAGACGGCGGCGGCGGCAGCAGCGACGGCGGGAUCGAGGACGCUGAGAACUGGUUUUCUUUAGACAAAGAGUAGCAGGAAGAUGCAGCCCCCCGUCGUCGCUGAUUUAUAAAGUUUGCCUUAAUGAAUACAUCUUUGAACACUAUCCCCAUUCUCUUCAGGCAGCCUGCAGUCUGUGGCCUGUCCCAGAUUACCAGCAGCCUCUACCUCGGCAAUGGCUUGGCCGCUAAUAACAAGGUCAUACUGUCCAGCAACCAAAUCACCACCGUCAUUAACGUGUCUGUGGAGGUGGUAAAUACCUUCUACGCCGACAUUCAGUAUGUCCAAGUGCCUGUGGCCGACACCCCGCUUUCCCGCUUGUACGACUUCUUUGACCCAAUCGCCGACAAGAUCCACACGGUGGAGAUGCAGCAGGGCCGCACGCUGUUGCACUGCGCGGCCGGAGUCAGCAGGUCAGCGGCCCUCUGCCUGGCCUACCUCAUGAAGUACCACUCCAUGUCCCUGCUGGACGCCCACACCUGGACCAAGUCCUGCCGACCCAUCAUUCGGCCCAACAACGGAUUCUGGGAACAGCUCAUUCAUUACGAAUUCAAACUCUAUGGCAAAAACACAGUUCGGAUGGUGAACUCUCCCUUUGGCGUGAUCCCGGAUGUUUAUGAGAAGGAGGUCAGAGUAAUGAUCCCACUGUGAUGGUAAUUAGCUUUCUGCUAUUCAGGGUGAAGGGUGCAGACCUGUCAUUCACUCUAGACCACGGUCUGAACUUGAAAAUAAACUCUUCAGCUCGAGUAUGAUACUUUGAUCGAUACGGAAAAGCAGAUGACAAUGUGAGGUCAAGGAGUGAGCUCUCCUGGGGGCUUUAACCUUGAAUCAGCAUCUAUAAAGAAUAAAACUCAGUCACUAUAAAAGUUAUCAAGAACUUAGUGAUUGAGAACCUCCCCGCCUGUGCCCAAUUCCCCUAGUCAGGGAGGACAAGGGAGCAGGGGAGGUGGGCUCCAAACAUUCACUCCACAGCAAAGAGCCGCCGACAGGCGGCCUCUUGGAGCCGAGCCAUAGCUGAUGGGUCUGCAAUGUUGACCGUCACUCCUGGGACCAGAUCUGUGUCCUUCCUCCCCUUCUCUGCCCGCCGCCUCCCCCUCCAGUUACUUUCUGGUGAGUCCGGCCCGAUGGGCCCUUUGGACAUUCUGGGGCUGACCAGUGACUGAAGGGGGAUGUCUCUCCAUGUCCUGAGCCAAACCAGUUUUUCUGCCCCUGCUCUCACCCCUCUCACAGGCAUCCAGAGAGCAUUCUAAUGUCUCACUAAGGGACACACUGAAGGGGUACCCCUUUUCAUCUCGCCCUUUCAUGGCACCCUCCUGAAGUUCAUCUAACUGAGCCCUACCUUGGCAUUCAUAAUGCCAGGUAGGUAGGCUGAGACCCCGGAGCUCAAGCUUUCUUCCCUUGGAAUGAACAGUUUAUAUCUGUGCCUACUGAAAUCAAUUGCAGGGAUCAAAUAAAUGGCACACGUAGGGUAGGGUGUGCCUGUAGGUGGCCGCUCUCUCCCCUCCCCCAGCCUGAACCCCUCCUCUGGUGUCCCCUCCCCCAGCCCUUCAAGUGGGAUGAUGUCUAAUUAUGUCCUAAUUGGGUUAGUAGCAGGGUUCCCUGGAGCACAUUUUUUAUUGGUGAAAGAUCUUUUACAACAAAGGAUCCUUAAUAAAACUUGCAAAAAUUUUUAAACUGCCUCUUUUUUCUUCUUGCUGAAUUCUGCUCCUCCCAUCAAACUUCCUCAUAAAGAGCCAACUUUGAAAUGUAAGCUUCAUCCUGGCCCAUCAUCUGAGCCAGCCAUUUGCCAGAUUUCAUGCUAGGGCUCCCAAGGGGGCCAAACAGGGCCCCACUUGGUGGGGCCCACCUCAUGCCUCCUCCCCGUCUGGCACCUCAUCGAUCCCUUACGUUUGUAGAGUGCUCUAGUGUUUAUAAGAGGGCCCUGCCUUUUAACCAGUGGCUCAGGUACACCCCACCUAGCCCCGCUAGAUCUGGACCCAUAUACCUAGUGACUCAAGCAUUGUGGCUUAGUAUUUAGAAUACUGGCCUCGGGCAAGAACACCUGGGUUUAAACCCCACCUCUGCCAUGAGCUGUGUGACUGUGGUCCUCACCUAGCUAGGUCUCCGAGCCUCUCAGUGGGGUUUCCCAGUCCUUCUAGUCCAAACUCAGCAUUUUACAGAUAGAAAAGCUGAAGUCUAUGGGGUUUAAAUGACUUGCCUAAAGUCACAGAAAUAGUGGCGGUCAGGGUUCAAACCCAAGUCCUCUGACACCACUUCCAACUCCUUUCCACUGGACCACACUUCCACAGUAAGCAGAGCUCUUGCAUGUGACUGAAGCCACUGGGAACAGAACUCUAAUAUUUCCUACUAGAACCAUGGGUUACCCAAACUAUAAGGGAUCACUCAGAAAAAGAAAAUGGUUGACUUUUUUUUUUUUUUGGUAAAUAGUGUCUAUAGAGAGUUGACCUUUAGAGUCAGGAAGACUUGAGUUCAAAUGCUGCCUCUGGCACAUAGGAACUAUGUGACCUAGGGCCUCUCUGUUCCCCACCCCCAUCCCUACCCCAAAGACUCUACGAUUAUAAAUGCCAACUUGCAAUGGUAGAGGUCUCAGGAGUUCCGGACACCAAUGAAGACACAUGUCCAGUUCAAAAAGAAAAAUGCCUAAGAUGCUGUUUUUUGGACUGGACUCAACUCCCAUUAGCAGAGGGUAGCCCAUCCCCACCCCACAGAGGCAGUUGGAUUUACAAAGCACUGAUCCUCUGAGGGAUCAUUUUAGAGGAUUCUUUCAGUGACAGGGCCCUGCUUUUCAACCUAUGGUUCACCGUUUGUGCAGACCCUAAUUCAGCGCUGGCCUAGAUUUGAAGUCUUUCUCUGCCUUACUUAAACAGAAACAGAUGUAAUGGAGGAUAUGUAACCCACAUACCUAGUACAAUAAGAAGUAAGGAUAGGUAGACCCAGAGGAAGGCAAAUGACUUCUCCAAGGUUACACAGCUAGUUAUCGGCAGA
Messenger RNA from Dromiciops gliroides (monito del monte), 3124 nucleotides. It is a transcript of the gene DUSP18, whose product is annotated as dual specificity phosphatase 18. The record is from RefSeq and is a predicted model, not a curated record. The transcript has 2 exons. Gene Ontology annotation, molecular function: MAP kinase tyrosine/serine/threonine phosphatase activity. Lineage: Eukaryota; Metazoa; Chordata; Mammalia; Microbiotheria; Microbiotheriidae. Gene Ontology annotation, biological process: protein dephosphorylation. The coding region runs from base 224 to 790 and encodes 188 amino acids.